CCUGUGUUCUUGUCAGCACCAUUCACAAUAGUGUUAGGAUGUUUUAUACUAACGACUGCUUGGGGAGAAGCAUGGUUUCAUGUAACAGCACUGCCCUGGAAGCAGAUGAGAUUUUAAUGGACUGUGACUGCUGUCUAUUUUCUUUAAGCAACAUACACUGAGGCCCAGGUGCCCCUUGCAGGAGCUAUGAUGCAUAGUCAGAAAGAGGAAGUAAAAGCUGGAGGGAAACGAAUUUCCAAAAGACAAGAAAUUGGCGUCUUGGAGAGACACACCAAAAAAGCAGGACCUGAGAAAACAAGUGCCAUUGUGAAUGUUGCCAAAAUACAGACGAUGGAUGCCCUGAAUGACACACUGGAGAAGGUUCUGAGGUCACCCCUACGCAAGAGGAAGCUUAGCCAUAAAUUUCCAGCAAUAGCGCACGUGGCACAUCAAAAACCCAGACCUGCUCUGGAGAAGGUCACUCCAAUGAGAAGGAUCUACAUUAUUCAGCAGCCUCGGAAAUGUUAAGCUGGGACGUAAAACACAGCCGUCUGCCCAACUGCCUCCAACAUCUGACAGCUUAGCUAAAGGACCAAAACUUUCCUUAGGCUUAGUGCACUUGCUUGGUAAAAAAAA
Pipistrellus kuhlii (Kuhl's pipistrelle) is the source of this 615-nucleotide messenger RNA. It is a transcript of the gene DAPL1, whose product is annotated as death associated protein like 1. The record is from RefSeq and is a predicted model, not a curated record. Gene Ontology annotation, biological process: negative regulation of autophagy; apoptotic signaling pathway; cellular response to amino acid starvation. Bases 187 to 507 code for a protein of 106 amino acids. The transcript has 6 exons. NCBI's taxonomy places the organism in Eukaryota, Metazoa, Chordata, Mammalia, Chiroptera, Vespertilionidae. Gene Ontology annotation, molecular function: death domain binding.